Molecule: messenger RNA, 309 nt
Organism: Pochonia chlamydosporia 170
Lineage: Eukaryota; Fungi; Ascomycota; Sordariomycetes; Hypocreales; Clavicipitaceae
Exons: 1
Coding region: 1-309 (102 amino acids)
Molecular function (GO): zinc ion binding; nucleic acid binding
Source: RefSeq, a predicted model, not a curated record
AUGGCCCUAUUGAGAGCUGAGAACCAGCAACUUCGGGAGGCAAAUGCACUGCUAAGUAAGCGGCGUAGAGCUAAAAGAUCGCGACUACGUCAAGGUGGUAGCAUGACUAUUGCCGAGGGACAAGCUCUCCAGGACCAGAAUGACGUGGAUGAGCAGAUAAAGCAAGAAGAUCGCCAGUUGAGAAGUCGGAAGCCUCGGGAUGAGACGAAGGGUCGACGAUGUGGUGUGUGCGGAAAGACCGGUCACAAUGCGCGCACUUGUCAGAUUGACAUAGAAUCAUCUACAGAAGAGCGCAGCAGUAAAGAUUAA